AUGCAGAGUCUGGCCUUACCUCGUCCGACCUCGCUCUUUUCCACGCCAUUGUUCGGGCGAGCUGCAGAGCCUCAAGACGGCCUGGCAAGAUAUCGUCCCAAGUUCAGUCCUAGCAGGCCUGAACAGCAGAGUUAUCCAUCACCUCCCAUGUCAGAACCCCAUUCCCCUCCUCGCCGUCUAGCCCAGACUAUCGAAUCCGGACACCUUUCCUACCCUCCAGCAGUUAGUGUACCCCAAAGAUCCGACGCAGGUCUUCCACUACCACCGCCUUCGUCAUCACUGUUCGAUCCCCGGUCAGCAUUGCCAGUCCAAAGUAAUCUCCAGCAGCGGCCGCUAUAUCCUGGCGAGCCCCAACAUAGAGUACAACCACUUCACUAUCAGCAUGGGCGUGUAGUCGAACAUGCUUCGUACGGUAGUGUUCCACCUCCGCAGAAUUACGGAUAUGGAUAUCCAAAUGCCGGCGUGUCCCAUUACGCUGGAGGUCGACACGUAGGUCCAAUAGGGCAACAAGGUGGGAUGAUGGCACCACCACUACCCGGGAGGCCCAUCAGGCCAGCAAGGAGAACCAAAGCGCAUGUGGCGUCAGCUUGCGUCAACUGCAAAAAAGCGCAUCUCAGCUGUGAUGUCCAACGUCCAUGUGGCCGUUGCGUCGCCUCUGGAAAACAGGACACAUGUAAAGACGUACAGCACAAGAAGAGAGGAAGGCCUCGACUGCGAGACGAUAGAGAGUUUCUGAGACCGGAGGAAGGAGGAAGACCACCUAGCCAGGUUUCAGGCGCAUUACCUGCAUCAGAAGCGCUCGCUCACCAGGCUCCCUUUCCAGCUUCGCAUCCGCAUCCCCCGUCCGACGCAUCUCGAGUCAUGGAAAGCAACAUUGCUCAAAUGAACCAGUCUUCCAACGGAGGUCAACCUAGUAGUCUCGGCAACUAUGGUAGGAUGUCGACUUCUCCGUAUACUGCAGGGCCGAAUUUGGCGGAUCAAAUAUUGCCUGUCGCAUAUCUAGACUUGGAUCUGGUAAUCCAAAGGUCAAAUCGGGCGUUCCAGGAUCUGGUUGCCUUUCUGGGAGACAUUAAGGGUAAACAGCUGGGAGACCUUCUCGAAACCCGCCAGAACGAGAGCCUGCAACGCCUGCGUAAUGAGCUACGCGAAGAGCGAGACGAACGCGAACCGACAUACAUGCCCCCUAUUACGCCAGUCGGGCAGGAUCCGAUGCGCGCGGUGAUGGACUGUGUAGUAGAUCAGGAUAUCGACCACAUGAGCCAAGCCUUCACAGACAGACCCAUGUUUUUGAGCUUUCGUCUUCCUAGUGGACAGUAUCAAUCUCUCCAGGUCCAGAUCCGACUGGCAAAGACGUCACUCUACUUUGUCACCUUGGUCGUGCGAUCACCACCAAGGCUCACCGGCCCUACUAUUCUGACACAACAGCUUGCUCCUCCCACGCCUAGACGAACGUCGCAGACGAUGUCCGCGCCAGUCAUGGCGCCAACAUCGCAAUUCACACCACAUCAAGCUCGACGUCCAUCGUCGACGAGUUCGGCACCGAGCUCACCGUAUUUCAAUUUCGCGUCUGUUCGCACCUCGCUUCCGACGUUCAGUCCCAACUCUUACAGUAGCAGUUCGUCGUAUGGCUACUCUCCGACUGCAGGUGCAGAGUCAGCUUACUUUCCGACAAUUCAACCUCACUCACAGCCCGCAGCGUAUUCUUCUCAAUACGCGUCAGCUCCUCGCAACCCGUCUGCUACCUCUGAGUCGGUGGGGGAGCUAAAUCGUCCAGAGCGCCUUGAAGGUCUACAUCUCCCGCCAAUUCGAAUAGGACCAGCUCCUCUGGGUUCUCCCGUAUUCCUCGAAUCUGGCGGCCAAAGCACUAUGCAGCGUGAGCACGAACGUGUGCGACAACUCGAGUCGCCGUCAAGCGCCGAACAGCGAAGACCCGAGACGCCUGAAACUGGCAAACGCCGUCGAUUGAAUAUACAUGAAGUGCUGGAGUAA
This is a messenger RNA of Cucurbitaria berberidis CBS 394.84, 1989 nucleotides long. RefSeq lists its product as uncharacterized. Gene Ontology annotation, biological process: regulation of DNA-templated transcription. The coding region runs from base 1 to 1989 and encodes 662 amino acids. The transcript has 2 exons. The record is from RefSeq and is a predicted model, not a curated record. Lineage: Eukaryota; Fungi; Ascomycota; Dothideomycetes; Pleosporales; Cucurbitariaceae. Gene Ontology annotation, molecular function: DNA-binding transcription factor activity, RNA polymerase II-specific; zinc ion binding.